AUGAAAGAUUCCUUAAUUUAAAAAUAGAAUGAUGCAACUUCAACAGCAGCUGAAGAGCUUCAAAAUAUUUUUUGGAAAUAUAGAAAAACCAUUUAAAAAAGUAGUUUGUAAAUCCAAGACCCUAGUUUUUACAACAUAACAUAGUAGAAAGAAGCUAAAAUAUCUUAGAAUAUUUAGCAAGCGAUAUCUAAGUUUCCAGCAGAUUUGAAUGAGGCUAAAUAAUAGAAAAGGAAUAAAACAAUCACUCAGAUUUAUUUUCAAAAAACCAAGAAAGAAUUAAAUUGGCUCUUUUUCGAUGUUUAUAAGUAAACUUUAAUCACAUAAAAAUACGGGAUGGGUGUUCCACUGCUAUUUACUAUGAUGAAAAUGACUAUAUCUGUCCUAUUAGUUUUAUUUUUUAUCAAUCUUUUUCCAGGUUUAGAAUAGCUAAAAGUUUGCAAAAGUGACAACUGCUAUAGCUACAUUGCAGGAAGUUUAGGAAUUAUUGAUAUUGUUGAGCUUCCAAAUUAAACUAUGAAUAAUAUUUCGUUUGCUAUAUGGAUUAUAUUCAGCUAUAUUCUCAAAUAUUACAUUAAUGCUGUGUGCAAAUAAGUUGAUGAGAGCAAAUAAGAAAAGGAACCGUAAUCCAACUAGAUAGUGCUUAAAUAUUUUUAAAAAGGAUUAAACAAGGAAUAAGUAGAAGAAGCUCUAACUUAAGAAUUGAAUGAUUACAUUGAAAAAGAAAAUAUUUAAAUAUAGAGCAUGGAUUUGAAAAUAGAAGUAGAAAAUUGUAUUCAAAUAAUUGAUUACUAUAAAAUAUCUUAGCUCUUAAAAAAAAUUAAUAACUUUUACAUGAAAAUUAUUAAAUAACUUCAAAAAAUUGACCCAAAUAUGAUAAAAAAUCAAUAAAAAUAAAUAAAAAAUUCAAAAGUUUACAGUUCUAUUUCAUCAAUAAAUAAGUAGAGAAACUUAUAUAAAAUGGGAAAUGAAGGUAGUAAAUAAAAUUAAAAUUAAUUUGAAAACGAUCAAAAAAAUAAUGAUUCUAUUCAUGACCCUUAGAACAAAGAGAAUGAUGAAAUUUAAGAAGAAUAGCAAGAUAUUAAAUGUUUAAUUGAAUAGGAUAAUUCUUAAGAAUAAGUGUAAUAAUAAUAUAAUAGCUGCCACGACAUAGAAUAACAAAAUGUAAAUGAAAUUAGCUUUGAGUGUUAAAACUAAAGAAUAGAAUAUAUGACUAUUGAUAAAUGCUUGGAAAUUUUAAAAUAGAAAAAUAGAAAAACAAAAAAACUUGCUUCACUCGUUAAAAAGUAUGAAGAGUUAAAAAAGGAGUUAGAAAAGAUAUCUAAUUCGAAAAAAAUAUUGUCUUCUUAAUACAUAAUUAAAUGUACAAGCAUUUAAUAAAAGAAUAUGCUUUUAAUACUCUUAAAGACUUAAAAUCCUAUCAAAAGCUUUUUUUAGAAGAUUAAAUACAUAUUCAGAAAAAAGAGUUCGGAAUAUUCGCUAAAUAGAUAUUAAAUUUAAAAUUCAACUCAUUAAAAUAUAAACUGGAAAAUGGUAGGCUUGGAACUUUAAAAUAAGAUUAGGAAGCUAGUUUUGGUUAAGAUUUUAGGAACAUUUCUAUUUAUUUUUUCCUUGUUUAUUCUUUACUUUAUCUACUUGACAAAAUUAAGUAGUGAACAAUAUAAAGAAAAAUCAUUUCUUUCCUAUUUAUCCCUAGCUAUUGUAGCAGCGUCAUAAACAAUAUUUUAUUUAGUUAGUGAAAAAAUAUAUGAUAAUUAUACUAAUCAUCUGGUAAACUCAUUAAAAUCAAAAAGAGUUUUUAUCUACUUACAAAAUAUCUUCUUCUUCUACUCAAUCUAUUAUAUUUUUUUCCCUCUUGGUUCUAUGUUCCUCUUUGGUUUUUACCAACUUGCAUAUCAAGAUUAUUACAUCGAAAAUAAUAUUGGCAAUCUUUACCUUUUUGAUACAUUUUAAACAAAUUUUUUGAUAGCAUCCAUUCUUUUUAGCUUAAAGUCUUUGUUUCCAUUAAAGUAUCUACUCUCCAAAUUAAAACAAUCCUAUUACUAAAAGCCUCAGAGAUACCUUAAAAAAACUUAAUUUGAGUUAAACAAGAUUUUCAAAAGACAAAAAUUUUUAUUAGAAGAUUGCACUUUGUCUUUAUUCAACCUGUUAGCGAUUACUAUUCCAUUUAAUUUUUGUAUGCCUGUGAUGCUGAUUUUACCUAUAUUGCUCCUAUUUUUAAUGUAUUUUGCUUUUAAGUAUCAAUACUUAGUAAUAUUUAGACCAGCAUUCUAUAGUAAAAAUAUUCUUAAAAAAGCUGCAACCUAAAUUUCUCUGUACAUCUAAAGAAUAUCAUUUUUUUCUUACAUUUUUUUCACAUCCAACUUUUAUGUGAGUAUGAGUGGAAUUGCAUUCUAUUUUACUUUAAUUGUAUGUGAAAUAUUAAUAUUUCUUUACCAAAAUUUUAAUUAAUAAUAAUAAUCAGUCAAGUAUUAAUUUAUUGAUUUAGCUAUGGCCUACUUUAAGGAAUAAAAUAACUAGUAAUUAAAAGAUUAGCUUAAUUUAGCAGUUGAGUCAUAUUAAUAAGGCAAUUAGCAACAUAAUUAGUCGUCUAAAGUUUUCUAUUUUAACUAAUAGACUUAAUAAGAUGCUACUUUGAUAAAUUAAUAAUCAUAAAUGGAUUUUACGUAGUAAUAAUAGAGUUUAAACAGCUAGGCUAAUUAACCAAACAAGAGAAUAUUAGAAUACUCUUAUAUAUAGUCAUAUAAGAAUUUUUAAUAAACUAUUGAAAGUCUAAAAAACUUUCACUGUGAAAAUCUAUGA
Messenger RNA from Tetrahymena thermophila SB210, 2799 nucleotides. RefSeq names its product transmembrane protein, putative. The record is from RefSeq and is a predicted model, not a curated record. NCBI's taxonomy places the organism in Eukaryota, Ciliophora, Oligohymenophorea, Hymenostomatida, Tetrahymenidae. The transcript has 3 exons.